AUGUCUUCAAUUAUACAGGAUCAAUUUUCAACAGGUGUCUGUGUUGCUGAAAAUGAAACGAAUUCCGACACAGAUAAUUCGUUAACUGGUGGAAGUGGCUCUGUCAGUGGUCUACAUUCCGAUUAUCAGCCACCAUAUUUUCCGCCACCUUAUUAUCCAUCGAUAACUACACCGAUGAUGACAAUGAUGACUACGACAACAGAGGCAGCAACGAAUAGUUUAGGAACAAAUUUCUAUCAUACUAGCGGACAAAAUAUACCAUUUCUAAGUGGUUCAAAUAAUUAUUCGGGUAAUUUUUAUCAUCCCAAUUUAUGUCAUGAUUCGAAUGUAUUAAAUCAACAUCUACACACCUCGCAACAGCAACAACAUCAUCCUCAUCAUCAUCAACAACAACAACAUCAGCAGCAGCAGCAACGGUCGAGACUGCACACAAACACAACGAAUUUUCCAUUUUCUUCAUAUUUUACCACAAAUCCAAAUUAUUAUACUUCCAUGAAUUAUAUGAAUGGAUCUAUGCUAACUAAUGAAAAUUUAUCAUCCACAUCAUCCGAUAUGAAUCAUAUUAAUAAUAUGUUUACACAGUAUCCAUUCAAUUAUUCAAUGCAUGGUGGUAUACAAACAAGUAGCUCUACACCAGUAGCUGAUCAGAUUGUGAACAUUUUUCCACGUUCUAAAUUAUCUGAAAUGGUUGAUCAUUUAACUCAAAGUAACAGUAACAACAGCAACAACAACAACACCAGUGGCUGUAGUAAUAAUAAUACUGGUAAUUCCAAAUCGUUACGUUUGAAAAUCGAUGAUGAAAGACAUGAUAUGGAAACUUCAGUGACUAGUUCACAAUCUUCUUCCUUCAUACAUCGUUCAAAUAUGCAUCCUUGUUCACUUAGACCUGAAUAUGAAAUGAUAGAAAAAACUUUUGGACAAUCACAUCAAACUACUGACUCAAACUAUCCGCAAAGUGGAACGCCUUCAUCAAUAGAUACUACAGAAUCGUCUCCACAAAAUUCAUCACAAUUCUUAUCCCCAGGAUCAAGUAAAAGAAAUUUCGAAAUAGGAUCAGAAAUCGACAGGAUACAAAUGAGUAGCGCUGCAACAACUGACCCCGGUAGAAAUAUCUAUUCAUCUCCAAUUCCAUGUGGAAUGAAUGUCAACGACUUAAAUUCAGAAGAUAGAAUAAGAAAUCCUGAUAGAAAUUUAUUAAAAAAUGCAUUUGAUUUAGGAUUUACUUCGGAAAUUCAAAAUUUAACAGAAGGUUUAUUAAGUGAUCCAACAAAUGUUAUUCUACAAACAAAUUUAACUCAUAAUUUAGAUCAGUCUAAUUCUUACAUGUCACAUUCUCAAGGAACAAGAUAUUCGACGAGCUUUAGCACUGAAUGUACACAAAAUGUUGUUUAUCAACCAACUGCUUCAAUAAUGCCUGAACAAUCGUUUAAUCGUUUACCUGGAGGGGGAAAUGUCGGAAAAAAUGGAUUUUGUAAAAAAGCAAUUAGAUAUAAAACAGCUUUAGAUGGACGAACUGAAUUUAUACACGGACCGUGUCCAUCAGAUGUAUUUUGUACUGUUCCUGGCCGCCUCUCACUGCUUAGCUCUACUUCAAAAUAUAAAGUUACCGUCGCUGAAGUUCAAAGGCGUCUGUCACCACCCGAAUGUUUGAAUGCUUCAUUACUUGGUGGAGUCUUACGCCGAGCGAAAUCUAAGAAUGGAGGAAGAUCACUACGUGAUAAGUUGGACAAGAUUGGAUUAAAUUUACCUGCAGGACGACGAAAAGCAGCAACAGUUACCUUACUGACUUCACUUGUCGAAGGUGAGGCUAUACGAAUGGCUCGUGAUUUUAGCUAUUUAUGUGAAAAUGAGUUUCCACACAGAAUAUGUGCUGAAUAUCUUUCACGUACCUUGAAUGGAUGUGAUUCUAGUGAUGUACAAAAGAAACGAAAUCAAGUGAUUUCAACAAAACAAAUGUUAAGUGAAAUCACUGAUUUAUUAACAAAAGACAGAAGUCCACUUGCAGUGAAUCCACUUCCACCAAGUAGAUCUACAAAUUGCAUUGAUGUUACUACUCAAAAAUCAUUGACUCAUUUCAGUCAUAUUACACAUGGAUUUGGUGGUUUAACUUUAAUUAGCGCUUUAAAUACAUUUCAAACAAUUCUGUCAGAUUUGCUUAAAAUUUUAAAUAAAGAUGGACAGUCAAUUAUUUAUCCUACAAAUAGUUCAACUACAUAUACCGACAGACAUACACCUGUUACUUCGGGUAUUUGUCAUCAGCAUCAAAUACAACAAUUUUCAAAUAUUCCUAUAUCUAACACUUUAAAUGAAGCGCAAACCCUAUCUUCAUUAUCUUCAACAAUUAGUACAGAUUCAUUAAACAAUAAUAACAUACAACGUCGGAAAUAUCUUAUGCAACAUAUGAGUGAAAAUAAUCCAUCAGACAUACGAAAUAUGAUUUCCAUACAAAGAAAUAAUUUGGACAAUGAUAUUGAAAAUGGUACUGUUCUAAACGGAGUUAGAUGA
Schistosoma turkestanicum is the source of this 2505-nucleotide messenger RNA. The record is from the annotation of a GenBank genome assembly. Lineage: Eukaryota; Metazoa; Platyhelminthes; Trematoda; Strigeidida; Schistosomatidae.